Molecule: messenger RNA, 3988 nt
Organism: Sphaerodactylus townsendi
Lineage: Eukaryota; Metazoa; Chordata; Lepidosauria; Squamata; Sphaerodactylidae
Product: zinc finger protein 397-like
Exons: 6
Coding region: 340-2211 (623 amino acids)
Biological process (GO): regulation of transcription by RNA polymerase II
Molecular function (GO): RNA polymerase II cis-regulatory region sequence-specific DNA binding; DNA-binding transcription factor activity, RNA polymerase II-specific
Source: RefSeq, a predicted model, not a curated record
AGCGGCGCUUGAUGACUGACUCCAAUCCGGAUCGACCGUUGCGGUGUGAACGAAAACGCCUUAAGGGUUAAAAAGCGAAGCGAGUUCGGUUUCCUAGACAGACCGAAAGGACAGAGGAUUUGUGAAUGGAGAAAGGGGGCGACGACCCGCUCUCUGCCCCGCCUCUCUCUGCGGGGAAAGAGGCCUUUGUUUAUUCCUUGCAUGAACAGGAUCCGGCCCAUGUUUGGCUUCUGAAGGUCAGAAUUCGACCUGUUGAGGCGUCAUUUUUGACGGGCGCAAGAACUUGGCAGAAGAUAAUCUUCUGGCUCAUUUGGGAGUCCUGUGGAGCAGGGACAGAAAAUGGAAGGGAGGGACUCCUCCAGCUCUGAAUUGUGGAAAAAUCGCCUUGUCCUUCAUGCUGGGAGUAGAGGGGCAUUCUGGGAAGGCCCUGUGCAAAAAAUCCUACUUGAAGACUCCACCAGUUCAGAUGUGCAGCGCCAGAAAUUCAGGCAGUUCUGCUACCAGGAGGCUGAGGACCCCCGAGAGGUCUGCAGCCGACUCCACCACCUUUGCCAGCAAUGGCUGAAGCCAGAAAGGCACAGCAAGAAGGAGAUGCUGGACCUGGUGAUCCUGGAGCAGUUCCUGGCUGUCUUGCCCACAGAGAUGCAGAGCUGGGUCAGGGAAUGUGAGCCAGAGAGCAGUUCCCAGGCGGUGGCCCUGGCAGAAGGCUUCCUCUUGAGCCAGGCACAGGACAAGAACCGGUACCAGCAGGUGGUGGAUCCAUGGGGAAAGGUCAGUGGCUUCACAGAGGCAGAGAAUGAUCCGGUGGUUGCCAGACAGAAUCUGCUGCAGAAGGGGAUUGAGUGGGAGCGAGACUCAGGAAAUACAUUGUUGGGUGAUAGAUCGUUUCCCUCAGUAUCUGUUAGAUCCUCUUUUUCUCAUGAUGGAAUGGAAAGCAUCUCCUCGCAUCCAGGUCAGGGGCCAGUGACCUUUGAGGAUGUGGCCGUGUACUUCACCAAGGAGGAGCGGGCUCUGCUGGAUCAGGACCAAAGAAGGCUUCACAAGGAAGUCAUGGAGGAGAAUUAUGGGCUGAUGGCGUCUCUGGGCAAUGAAUGGGAGAAUGAAAAGGAGAUCGGACCAGGAGGAAUUCCUUGGGGAAAAGACCCAUACAAAGAAGCAGAACAGCAAAAAAGAAAAACUGAAGCCCAAGGGCGGCGCCGGAGGAAUAAAUCUGGAACUUCUCAGGGUGUUGAUGUCUAUGAAAUCCCCAUUGAAGAAAAAAUGGAGAAAGGAAAAAGGAAGAGAAAAUGUCUCGUCUGUGGAAAAAGUUUGAGCUGGAAGUCUAGCCUCAAGGCUCACUGGAAAAUUCACACUGGGGAGAAACCAUUUAAAUGCCUGGAGUGUGGGAAGAGUUUCCGACAGAGGGCAAAACUAAUUACCCAUCAAAGAGUCCACACAGGAGAAAAACCAUUCAAAUGCUUGCAGUGUGGAAAGAGUUUCAUUCAGAAUGAAUGUCUGACUUCCCAUUUAAAAACACACUCUGGGGAGAAGCCAUUCAAAUGCUUGCAGUGUGGAAAAAGUUUCAGCUGGAGUCAUAACCUGACAUCCCAUCAAAGAAUCCACACAGGAGAAAAACCGUAUAGUUGCUCUGAGUGUGGAAAGAGCUUUUCUCAGAGGAGAGAUCUGAAUUCCCAUGAAAGAAUCCACACGGGGGAGAAACCUUAUACUUGUUCAGAAUGCGGAAAGAGCUUCCACCAGAAUGCACACCUGACUUCUCACCAAAGGAUCCACACUGGAGAGAAACCAUACAAAUGCCUGGAGUGUGGGAAAAGCUUCAGUCGGAGUUCAAGCCUCACUUCACACCAAAGGACACACACUGGGGAGAAGCCAUUCAAAUGCUUGCAGUGUGGGAAAAGUUUCAGCUGGAGCCAUAAUCUGACAUCCCAUCAAAGAAUCCACACAGGGGAGAAGUUGUUCCAAUGCUUGGAGUGUGGGAAGAGCUUUAACAAGAAAACAAAUCUCAUUUCACAUCAAAGGGUACACUCAGGGAGUUGGAAAAAAGAUCCUAUGAAUAACCACCUGAAUCCGCCUACUCUUGGUUCGGAAAUUGUCCCCAUUUCCCAGAAUUCUACCUGUUCCCAGAAUCCCCUGAAUAAUGAACCAACUCAAGAAGAAAAUUUCCAGUACUUCACUAUAUAUCUGAAUGAGCAGAUUAUAAUUGUUCAAACAUGAAACAAAUGCUGGUAAUAGAAACUGUGUUGCCUAAAAAUGGCUCAGUGACCACACUAGACCUUUAUAAAGUAAUAACAAUAAAGAUAUGAAUUAAUUAAAAAGCCUCUUUCACCUUAACAAGAGAUUAAUUAAAUCUGAUCAGACCAACCAUGUUUCCAGCUUUUAGAAAUUAAUAUAAAAUUAUGAUUAUCCUUUUAAUCCUGCCAAAUGGCCCAUGUUAUUCCUAACGCCAAAACUGUAGCCUGUAUUUCUGAAAUCCCAAACUCAUACUCAUGGACUGGUUAUGAAGCAAAGUGAUUUUUUGGCUAAUUUUCUCCCAAGCAUCAAACUCCUACGUAUAUGUAUUUAAUGCUGAGAGGGGUUGUGCCUGCUGUAAUUUGAAAGUUGAGUCUUUUGACUCUUCCAAAACAGUCUCGUGGGUCAAUAGUGCAGUGGCUGCAUCUAAAACCACUGACAGUCUUUGUCCACAAACCAAGGUUUUGAUCUCGCUUAUUUUUUCACUCCUAACAACACAGAUAUCUUUGGCUUGAUCCUGUUUCUUGUCUGGCACUUGGUGUUCCAUAACAUAUAUGGAAUAUUGAUUUGGCCCAAUAAUUCAGUAAAUCUAUUGCCAGCCUCAUGACAUCUGAAAUUACAUCUCUUUUGCAAGGGGUUUUUUUUUUUUUGGUUUUCAUCUUCUAAAGGUGGAAUCACCUUCCUGAUAUUAUUCUGCCACAUUUGCCGACUUCAAUUUCCUUCCAAUGUGCAGCAUACACCACUGAAUAACAGCCAUCUUAAAAAUGGUUAAUGCAUUUGAUCUAGCCUAUAAAGAACUGGAACAUGUAACUGAACUCCAAGCAAUGUUAUUUAUUGAGGCAUGAGCAUUGAUGAAAUGUCUUUGAGGAAAGAAAAAGCGCACACUGCAUUUAUGGGAUAGCCCUGGGAAAGUGGGAGAGGACAAUUCUUCAAAAUAACUGUUUAUGCUCCUUUUCAGUUUUGAAGAAACUGUUGGGUCUUUUCUCCUUCUGGGCUAGUGGCUGUUAUGAUGUUGACAUAUACAUAGCACCUGAACUUCUGAUUUUGGGAUGCUGCUAAACAGGCAGAAAGAAGAGAACUGAUUCAUAAAUACUAUUAUUUCUAAUACUGUGUGUGGGAGAUGUGAAUCUUCUAAAUCAGACUUCGUACAUAAUUUUUGGAGGUGAUUAGGGUAAAAUUCUCUUUUGGAGAUUCCCCUGUCCAGUGGACUGGUGCCCGAGUGCUGUGUUUUGUUAGUCUGUUUCAAAAUUAUUGUUGUGAAAGAAGGCUUAGAGCUUGUAACCAAUUUAUGUAUCUCAGCCAGAAUUUCAGCCUCUGUGUAUGGUUUUUUUUUGUUUCGGGGGAGGGUUGUGGGGGUUUUUUUUUGCUGGAAAUCAAUAUUUUCUUGCUUUUAGAAGAAUGCUUCUGUAGUGUGGUGUGAAAUUUGGCCCAUUCAAUAAAUCUGAAAAAUUGCUGAAAAUGUGGAUGGAGCCGAGAUUUCUAAUUAAUAAGCAGAACUUGUGUAUCGCUCAGGGUCUGUGGCUCAGUGGUACACAUCUGUUUGGUAUGAAGAACGUCCCUGGUUCAAUCCCAGGCAUUUUCAGUGUUUUUUAAAAAAUCAGGUAGUAGGUGAGAUGAGGCUUCCACCCGAGACUGAGAGAGGCACUGCCAUUUAGAACAGGCAAUACUGACUUUGAUGGACCAAUUCAGUGGCCCCCAUGGUGACGAUUAAUAUUACUGCAACUGGGGUGCUGUGUGGUUUUCCGGGCUGUAUGGCCAUGAA